AUGGGAGGAGAUUUUCGUCAUUUCUCCUCCCAAGUUUCCCUCUUCUUCCUCCUCCUCCUCUUUGUUCCCUUCUUCGCCGUCCAAUCCAAUUCCUCUUUCUCUCCGGCCGAUAAUUACCUCAUCGAUUGCGGCUCCUCCCGGGAAACUAAACUCCCCGACGGCCGGAAUUUCAAAUCCGAUCAACAAUCCGUCUCUUUCCUCCAAACCGAAGAAGAAAUCAAAACCUCCGUCGACUCAAUCCCUAUCUCCGACUCCAAUUCCCUCCCCUUAUACUUAUCCGCCCGAAUCUUCGCCGGAAAAUCAACUUACUCCUUCUACAUUUCCCGACCCGGCCGCCACUGGAUCCGCCUCCAUUUUUACCCUCUCCCUCAUCCUCUCUACAAUCUCACCGAUUCCGUCUUCUCCGUCACCACCGACACCACCGUCCUCUUACACGACUUCUCCGCCAGAGACUCCUCCUCCAUCGUCUUCAAGGAAUACCUAAUCUACGCCUCCGAGAAACUCUCUCUCUAUUUCAAACCACACAAAGGCUCCGUCGCUUUCAUCAACGCCGUCGAGAUCGUCUCCGUUCCCGACGAGCUUAUCCCCGAUUCGGCUGCCUCUGUUCCUCAAGCUCCUGAUUUCAAGGGAUUAAGCAGCUUCUCUCUUCAAAUCUCUCACCGGUUAAACAUCGGAGGCGGUUUAAUUUCACCUAAAAUCGAUCACCUCUCUCGAUUCUGGGCCUCCGAUAAACCCUACAAUUCGUUCCCGGAAGGUUCUCGAAAUGUCACCGUCGAUCCCAAAACGAUUACUUACCCAGAAGGCGGAGCCACCACGCUCAUCGCUCCUCAUCCGGUUUACGCGACGGCGGCAGAAAUGGCCGAUGCGCAAACCAGCGAACCGAAUUUCAACCUCUCUUGGAGAAUGAGCGUUGACUCUGGUCAUGAUUACUUCAUCAGGCUUCAUUUCUGUGACAUUGUAAGCAAAUCGCUAAACGAGCUUGUCUUCAAUGUGUUCAUCAACAAGCUCUCUGCAAUCUCCGGACUCGAUCUCUCUGCCAAAACUACCGCUCUAGGCACAGCUUACUACACGGACUUCGUGCUCAAUGCCUCUGCUAUCACCAACGGCUCGAUACUGGUUCAAGUCGGUCCGACACCGAAUCUUCAGUCGGGUAAACCGAAUGCGAUUCUCAACGGUUUAGAGAUCAUGAAGCUGCACAACGCAGCCGAGAGUUUAGAUGGGCUUUUUGGUGUUGACGGGAAAUACAAAGGCCCAAGUGGUGGGAUGUCGUCAAAGAAGCUUGCGAUCGCAGGUAUUGGAUUCGUGAUGGGCCUAACCGCUUUCUUCGGGGUUGUCGUGUUGCUUGUUAGAUGGCAGAGACGUCCUAAAGACUGGCAAAAACAGAAUAGUUUCUCUUCUUGGUUGCUUCCUUUGCACGCAAGUCACUCGAGUUACAUCUCUAGCAAAAGCGGGUCAACAUCGAGACGCAUGAGUAUUUUCGGGUCGAGGAAAAGCAAAAGCAAUGGAUUCUCUAGCUUCUUCUCGAACCAGGGAUUAGGCCGCUAUUUCGCCUUUACCGAAUUGCAGAUCGCGACUCAGAAUUUCGACGAGAAAUCCGUGAUUGGUGUUGGAGGAUUCGGGAAAGUUUAUAUUGGAGAGAUCGACGGUGGGACGCAAGUCGCGAUCAAAAGAGGGAAUCAGAGUUCAGAGCAAGGAAUCAACGAGUUUCAGACGGAGAUUCAGAUGCUGUCCAAACUCAGACACAGACAUUUGGUGUCUCUCAUUGGAUUCUGCGACGAAAACCAAGAGAUGAUUCUCGUCUACGAGUACAUGUCAAACGGUCCACUACGAGACCAUUUAUACGGCUCCAAGGAAAAUGAUCCUAACCCUAUACCUACCUUGUCGUGGAAGCAACGUCUAGAGAUCUGCAUUGGAUCAGCGCGAGGGCUCCACUAUCUCCACACAGGUGCGGCGCAGGGGAUCAUUCACCGCGACGUCAAAACCACUAACAUUCUCUUGGACGAGAACCUACUCGCUAAAGUUUCCGACUUUGGACUCUCCAAAGAUGCCCCUAUGGAACAAGGGCAUGUAAGUACUGCGGUGAAGGGUAGUUUCGGGUAUUUAGACCCCGAGUACUUUCGAAGACAGCAACUCACGGAUAAAUCCGAUGUAUACUCAUUCGGUGUGGUGUUAUUCGAGGUUCUUUGCGCGAGGCCAGUGAUAAACCCACAGUUGCCUAGAGAACAAGUUAAUUUGGCAGAGUACGCUAUGAAUUUGCAUAGAAAAGGUAACUUGGAGAAAAUCAUUGACCCGAAAAUUGUGGGAACGAUCAGUAAAGGAUCGUUGAGGAAAUUCGUGGAAGCUGCAGAGAAAUGUUUAGCCGAGUACGGUGUUGAUAGGCCUGGAAUGGGAGAUGUGUUGUGGAAUCUUGAGUAUGCUUUGCAACUUCAAGAAGCAUCAGCUCAAGUUGAUUUGUCGGAGGAUAAGACUACAAUGAAUAUUCAACUCGAAUUUUCCGGCGAGGAGAUGCAGAUUCUGCCGCGUCCAUUGCCGUGA
This is a messenger RNA of Eutrema salsugineum, 2535 nucleotides long. Its product is annotated as probable receptor-like protein kinase At5g61350. Gene Ontology annotation, molecular function: transmembrane receptor protein tyrosine kinase activity; ATP binding. Bases 1 to 2535 code for a protein of 844 amino acids. Gene Ontology annotation, cellular component: plasma membrane; plasmodesma. The transcript has a single exon. NCBI's taxonomy places the organism in Eukaryota, Viridiplantae, Streptophyta, Magnoliopsida, Brassicales, Brassicaceae. The record is from RefSeq and is a predicted model, not a curated record. Gene Ontology annotation, biological process: protein autophosphorylation.